AUUACAUAUUAUUAUAAUUAUAUAGUCAUCUGUCCACACACAUAACUCUUCUUAUUACAUACAGACGCAUAUACAAACAAUAGUUACAAAAAAAUAUAUGGAGGAUCAGACAAUCUAACCACCACCUCUUUCAAUCUUUUAUAUGAUACGUAUGGAGAGAGAUCGGAAGCGGAGCAGGGCGGCGGACGGCGGCGGCAGCGGCGGAGGAGAGCGGAAGAAAGAGCGAGAAACGAAAGGAAAAGAUGUAGAAACCGAUCCGGUGGUGGUGGUUCCGCCACCGACGGAAGAUGAGGUGGAUGAAUUCUUUGCUAUUUUGCGCCGGAUGCGAGAGGCGGUGAAGUAUUACGAGAAAGAAAAAGGUGUACGGAAGUUGUCGGAUCCGUCACGAGAGGUUGAAGAAGGUGAAGUUUGUGUGAAGAAGAGAACCGGCGUUGCGAUUUUGGAUCUGAAUACGGUGCCCGACGAGGGAGAGUAGCUGAGGAGGAGCGUGUACGGCGGCGCGUGGGGCUCGUGUUUAUUAAUUUUACCUAAUUACGCAUCUGGCGUAUCUUAGUUGCAGUCUUGCUGUUAGGCGUUCGUUGGCUAUCUUGCGCUGAUGCAUAACUUUCCUGGUGCGGGUCGUCUGGCUAGGUUUGACCCGAGAUGUUCAAAGUUUGAUAUUUUUGGUAUUCUCUCUUUUCUACGCGUGGUCUAUAUUUGUUUUAAGUUAAUAAAUAAUUGAACAAAAAUAUAUUGGCCACCUAAUUAGUGAUAUUUGGUUCUUUCAUGUGUUACAAACUCAUGAUUAAACUUCGUAACACCUGUAUUUGAUUCUGACUUAUUAAUAGAUUAUAGUAGUAAUAUUCUUUUCGUUA
Helianthus annuus (common sunflower) is the source of this 854-nucleotide messenger RNA. RefSeq lists its product as uncharacterized. Gene Ontology annotation, biological process: regulation of systemic acquired resistance. The record is from RefSeq and is a predicted model, not a curated record. The coding region runs from base 143 to 475 and encodes 110 amino acids. NCBI's taxonomy places the organism in Eukaryota, Viridiplantae, Streptophyta, Magnoliopsida, Asterales, Asteraceae. The transcript has a single exon.